Anoplopoma fimbria (sablefish) is the source of this 2630-nucleotide messenger RNA. It is a transcript of the gene cdk5rap1, whose product is annotated as CDK5 regulatory subunit associated protein 1. Gene Ontology annotation, cellular component: mitochondrion; cytosol. The transcript is spliced from 13 exons. NCBI's taxonomy places the organism in Eukaryota, Metazoa, Chordata, Actinopteri, Perciformes, Anoplopomatidae. Gene Ontology annotation, molecular function: tRNA-2-methylthio-N(6)-dimethylallyladenosine(37) synthase activity; 4 iron, 4 sulfur cluster binding. The record is from RefSeq and is a predicted model, not a curated record. The coding region runs from base 665 to 2473 and encodes 602 amino acids. Gene Ontology annotation, biological process: tRNA modification; negative regulation of cyclin-dependent protein serine/threonine kinase activity.
GACAUCUGUGGCUAACGGAUUGCUGGGACGCAAGAGGACUCUCUGUAGUUAACUUCCAGCUUGGCUGAACAUGAGACCGAAAUGAUUUACUAUCCAUUUGUCCCCUCAUAGCUAGAAGUUAUAGGAACAUUGUAAUGUUUAAACUAAAAACAUCCCAGUUAGAUAGCAAAUGGACUCUUCCUGACCACUACGACAUUUUUAUAAACUACAAAAAGAAAAACGUUGCAACUGUUUUACGAAUGUGAAACUAUAUCCAAGCGAAUAUCAAACAAAUGUUCUUCAUGAUGUUUGAGGUAACGUAAGUGAGAGCUAAUAUAAGGCAGAAUUCUUGCCAUCGCUCCCAAAACGACCUAUUACCCAGCAACCCUGUAAUUAUUGACAGCUAAUUAUUUUCCGGGUCUUCACAACGUUGCUUUGGAAUUGGGAGAUAGUCCUCUUGUUAUUAAGACAUCUUUGGCAUGAAACACAUGAUACGAGAGUAUGAAUGACAUUUACCCAACGUAGCUAGUAUUAUUCAGUAAGAUAAACAAGGGACAACAUGUUAGUAAGUAGCGCUAAAAGUUGCUAACUCCAUACAGUAUGUGGUUGCUCAGUAAGAGCUAAGUCCGACCAGUAAGUUAGCUACAAAGCCUUUGCUCGUGUAGCUAACGUCAGCUAACUAAGUAUGGAAUACCUCAGGAGACCCUUGAUGACCCUUCCCCAACACUGGAAACCCCUCAGGUGUUUUCAACCCAGAUAUUGUUCUAAAUUAGCUAGCACUGGUGCAACCUCAAGAGAGAGGAGGACAACUGUAGACAAGUUCAAGACUCAGAUAUCCUCUGGUCCAAGUUUUCAGGAUUUUAUCAAAGGAGCUUCAGUGAAUAAGACUUCUGCUGCAGUAGAAGAGUACUCUGACAAACACUGUUAUCUUCCUGAGGACUUGGAGAUGGGGAACUCAAGGAAAGUGUAUUUUGAAACCUAUGGAUGUCAAAUGAACGUGAACGACACAGAGAUAGCCUGGUCCAUACUGCAGGGGAAGGGAUAUCAACGCACAGUCGACUUAAGAGAGGCAGAUGUUGUCCUUCUGGUAACAUGCUCCAUAAGAGAAAAAGCUGAACAAACCAUUUGGAAUAGAUUACAACAACUAACAGCGAUGAAGAAGAAGCGGCAAAAGACCCACACACCAAUGAAAAUUGGGAUUUUAGGGUGCAUGGCAGAGAGGCUUAAGACGGAGCUGCUGGAGCGGGAGAAGCUGGUGGACGUUAUCGCCGGUCCAGACGCCUACAGGGACCUUCCCCGCCUCUUGACCGUAGCUGACGGAGGUCACCAGGCAAGCAACGUGCUGCUGUCUCUGGAGGAGACCUACGCCGACAUCAUGCCUGUCCACCACGCUCCUCAGGGAAACAGUGCUUUUGUGUCCAUCAUGCGAGGCUGCGACAACAUGUGCAGUUACUGCAUCGUUCCCUUCACCCGAGGGAGAGAGAGGAGUCGACCCGUCAGCUCCAUACUGGAGGAAGUUCGCAUGCUGUCCGACCAGGAUGUGAAGGAGGUGACUCUGCUGGGUCAGAACGUGAACAGCUACAGAGACACGUCAGAGGAACAGUUCUGCGGCUCAGACCCGACCAAGCUCAGCCAGGGGUUCAAGACAGUCUACAGAACGAAGCAGGGCGGUCUGCGCUUCUCCGACCUGCUGGACCGAGUGUCACUCAUCGAUCCAGACAUGAGGAUCAGGUUCACCUCCCCUCAUCCCAAGGAUUUUCCUGAUGAGGUUUUGCACCUGAUUGCGGAGAGAGGUAACAUCUGUAAGCAGAUCCACCUUCCAGCCCAGAGCGGCAGCAGCGAGGUCCUAAAAGCCAUGCGGCGCGGCUACACUAGAGAAGCUUACCUUGAUCUUGUGAAGAACGUCAAGAGAAUCAUCCCAGAGGCGAGUCUCAGCAGUGACUUCAUCUCAGGCUUCUGUGGUGAAACGGAGGACGACCACCAGCAGACCCUGUCUCUGAUCAGAGAGGUGGGCUACAAUGUGGGAUUCCUGUUUGCCUACAGCAUGAGAAAGAAAACCCACGCCUCCCAUCGGCUACAAGACGACGUGCCAGCUGAGGUGAAGCGUCGCAGGCUGGAGGAGUGUAUCAGCGCGUUCAGAGAGGAAGCAGCGAGGGUCAACGCUGCGCUCAUCAGCAGCACACAGCUCGUCCUGGUGGAGGGAGAAAGUAAAAGAUCUGCCAAGGACCUGUGUGGGAGAACGGACGGCAACAUGAAAGUGAUUUUCCCCAAAGAGGAUGUUGCUGUUCAACCUGCAGAAUCCAACACUGCAUCGGUCAAUGCUGGAGACUAUGUGCUGGUGAAGAUAUUGUCGUCCAGCUCCCAGAGCCUGAGAGGCCGAGCCCUCAGUCACAGCUCCCUGAGUGGCAAAGUGAAGCACUACGAGACUCUGCAGAGAAACCAGCUCCAUGAACAUGAGCCCUCAAACACAGCCAUGAUUGAAACAUGCCGCUGAUUGACACAAGUGACAACACAGGAAACAAACUGUUGUUGUUUGGGGACACUAGGACAAUGACUUCUCCUCCUCAACGACUUUGAAGACACAUGGAGGCUGUUUUUACGGGAAAUUUGGUCAUCUUACCGUCACAUUGGACUAUUUAGAUAUGUUAUUU